Molecule: messenger RNA, 6933 nt
Organism: Acanthochromis polyacanthus (spiny chromis)
Lineage: Eukaryota; Metazoa; Chordata; Actinopteri; Pomacentridae
Gene: usp13
Product: ubiquitin specific peptidase 13
Exons: 21
Coding region: 239-2830 (863 amino acids)
Biological process (GO): protein deubiquitination
Molecular function (GO): zinc ion binding; cysteine-type deubiquitinase activity; protein binding
Source: RefSeq, a predicted model, not a curated record
GCGUUUCUGCACGAAAAGAAAAAAAAACCCCAAAACAGACCAAAACAAAAGGAGCGGCUCCAUGCGUCCAGCAGCAGCAGCCUCCGCCCUCAGCAGCGAUAUUUUUAUGGUUCCCAGCGUCACAGCCCCCCGGCCGGAGGAAUGUAGAGACGGGCCGCUUUAAAAAUAGCAUCCUCCGCUGUGACCCGCCGCUCCGGAGGCUCCGCCGCACUGUGGUGCGAGAAGCAGGAAUGCGAAGAUGGCUGCAGACCUCGGAGAACUGCUGGUCCCCUACAUGCCCACCAUCAGGGUGCCCCGGACCGGAGACAGGGUCUUCAAGAGCGAGUGCGCCUUCUCCUUCGACUCCCCGGAGUCUGAGGGAGGCCUGUAUGUGUGCAUGAACACAUUCUUGGGCUUCGGACGGGAACAUGUGGAGAGACAUUAUCGCAAAACCGGACAGAGUGUCUACAUGCACCUCAAACGGCACGUCAAAGAGAAAGCCACAGGAGCUGCAGGAGGCGCCAUCCCCAGACGGAGGAACGGAAAAGUGUUUCUAGAUUUAGAGCUAAACCGCGACUUUAACGGAGAGGACUAUGAGUACGAGGACGAGGCCAAGCUGGUCAUUUUUCCAGACCACUUCGAGAUCCCGUUACCAAAUAUUGAGGAGCUGCCGGCUCUGGUGACCAUCGCCUGCGAUGCUGUGCUCAACGCACCGUCGGCCUAUAAGAAGCAGGAGCCGGAGUCGUGGGAGGAGGAGAUCCAGGUCUCCAGACACGCCAGGAGCCUCCGACAGCUGGAUAACGGCGUCCGAAUCCCACCCAGCGGCUGGAAAUGUCAGAAGUGCGAGUUGAGGGAGAACCUGUGGCUGAACCUGACGGACGGUGCAGUGCUUUGUGGGAAAUGGUUCUUUGAUGGGAGUGGAGGCAACGGCCAUGCUCUGGAGCACUACAGGGAAACCAACCAUCCGCUGGCCGUCAAGCUGGACACCAUCACCCCAGACGGAGCAGACGUCUAUUCGUUCGAGGAGGAGGAAGCUGUGCUGGAUCCGCACAUAUCAGAGCACUUGUCACACUUUGGAAUAGACAUGCUGCAGAUGCAGAAAAGAACGGAGAACGGCCACCACACAGACAACAACUCCAGGCCGAGGGUCAGCGAGUGGGAGGUGAUCCAGGAGUCGGGAAUGAAGCUCAAGGCGGUUUUCGGUUCUGGCUACACAGGAAUCAAAAACCUGGGAAACAGCUGCUACCUGGGAACGGUCCUGCAGGUUCUCUUCAGCAUCCCAGACUUCCAGAGGAUGUAUGUGGGAAAUCUGCAGAGGAUAUAUGACUAUUCACCUCUUGACCCCACCCAGGACUUCGCCACACAGAUGGCUAAACUGGGACACGGACUGCUCUCAGGCCAGUACGCCAAACCGCCCGUGAAAUCUGAGCUCAUUGAACAGGUGAUGAAAGAAGAAUACAAGGUAUUAAACUGGCAGCAGCAGAAAGGCGUCUCUCCGCGGAUGCUGAAGUCUCUGGUCAGCAGAGGACAUCCAGAGUUUUCCUCCAACAGACAACAAGACGCUCACGAGUUCCUGCUGCACAUCAUCAACCUGGUGGAGAGGAACAGCGCAGGAUCAGAGAACCCGAGCGACGUUUUCCGUUUCCUGGUGGAGGAGCGAGUUCAGUGCUGCCAGACCCGUCGGGUUCGUUACACUCAGCGGGUGGACUGCUGCAUCCAGCUGCCGGCUCCCAUCGAGGCGGCCACUAACCGAGAGGAGCUGCUGGCGUACGAAGCCAAGCGUAAGGAGGCCGAGGAGAACAUGAGGGCUCCUCCAGAACCGGUCAGAGCUCGGAUCCCGUUCACUGCCUGCCUGCAGGCCUUCACAGAGCCCGAAAACGUCCCCGACUUCUGGAGCUCAGCGCUGCAGGCCAAGUCAGCCGGAGUCAAAACUUCCCGUUUCACUUCGUUCCCAGAAUACCUGAUUGUGCAGGUCAAGAAGUUCACAUUCGGGGUCGACUGGGUGCCCAAAAAACUAGACUUGGCCAUAGACGUUCCAGACUUCCUGGAUCUGAACCGGCUCCGAGCCACCGGGCUGCAGGCCGGUGAAGAGGAGCUGCCGGACCUCAUGCCUCCCAUCGUGUUACCUGAAGACACCAGAGAUAACUCCAUGAGCUCCAUAGACUCGCCAGAAAUAGACGAGACAGCCGUGAUGCAGCUGGCGGAGAUGGGAUUCCCUCUGGAGGCCUGCAGGAAGGCGGUUUACUACACGGGCAACAUGGGCCCCGAGAUGGCCUUCAACUGGAUCAUAGCACACAUGGAGGAGCCCGACUUUGCAGAGCCUCUCUUGCUGCCAUCCAUGAUGGAUCCUGGCCCGUCCACCAGCGACAGCCCUCUCGGCACCGCCCCACUGGGCAGCUCGCCCCCCGAGGAGAGCAUUGCCAUCCUCACUUCAAUGGGCUUCCCCCGCAACCACAGCAUCCAGGCGCUCAAAGCCACGAACAACAACCUGGAGCGAGCGCUGGACUGGAUCUUCACCCACCCGGAGGAGGAGGAGAGCGACGCCGUUUCAGACAUGGCCGACACGGAGCCCAACGACAACGCCUUCUCUAACGCCAACUCUCACAGCGACUCCACGCUGUCUCCAGACCGAGACACGACGGGGCCCCGGGUCAAGGACGGACCAGGAAGAUACGAGCUGUUUGCCUUCAUCAGCCACAUGGGAGCAUCCACGAUGUCUGGACAUUACGUUUGUCACAUCAAGAAGGAAGGAAGGUGGGUGAUCUACAACGACCACAAAGUGUGUUUGUCAGAACGGCCUCCUAAAGACUUGGGCUACAUCUACUUUUACCAUCGACUGUCGAGCAGCUAAAGCGGAGCUGCCUCAGCCUUUAAACAAAACGCCGUCUUUCGCCCGGACACCGGCUCACGACUGUAAUAGCGAUGGAAACAACCUCUCAGACCAGCGGCCUGCCUUAUCGCCACGUCCUCCAGGAGCAACCAGGAAACUCUGGUCAGAAAAGGGAAAGCAGCGAGCUUGUCGUGCAUCUGUGUUACGCUUUAAAUGUAUAUUUCAGUGUUUAUGUCUAAGAAGAAAAGAAGAAGAAAGAAGAAAACAGCAUAGGUACAGAGGGGUUCGUGCAAUUUCUACUUCAGGAGUCGGCAAACUGACGUCACAUAUCAGAUCUCACUGUUCCUCCGCUCUGCCUUCGGCUGCUGUUUUCAAAGUGGUACAUUUUAUAAAUGUGUGUUUGACCCGAAAUGCUCUGAAACAGCAAAUAAGAAACUGCCGUGCUGCUUUGCAUUCGACUUUGAGAGAGUCUUUCACCCCCAGGAAACUGAAAGGACGAGAAGAAGGAAGUAGUUUUGGUUGGUUACUGACGGAGAUGUGGGUUUGAGAAUGAAGGAGCAGGUUCUAGUUGAAUAUUUACAGUAUUACAGGCUAAAUACUGCCCCAGAAACUCUCACAAGAAAGUAUUAUUUCCUUCCCUGAAGCACUUUUUCGCUAAAAGAAGCUGCAGCAGAAGUGGACUUUGUAUCUUCACCACCUACGAGCGAUUGAAUGUUUAAACUUCAGUCCUGCUGAACCUGUUAACCCUUGAAGUAUUCGUUCAUCUCAUUUCAUGUACAGAAAACACUUUUUUUAUUCCUUGUUUUUGCCCACAUGGCAGAGUAUUUGCUCACCAGGCAGGACUUUAAGUCGGCUGCAGCUGCUCCUCUCCGGUUCUUCAUCACUCUGACAGAUUCAGACUGCGACCGCAAAGUUAAAUGAAUGCUUUUCCUUUUUCCUGACAUGCUUUUUUUGAAUUUAUUUGCAAGUUAGUCAUCAGGAGUCUUUUCAGAGCAAUAUGCACCUCAACCAGAUCUACUCGUGAACCCGCAGUUUGAUAGAAGCGUCUCUGAAAGCAGCACUGAAUGUAAAAACAACACAGUCACUGCAAACAGAGGAAAGUUACCUCAAAGACUCAGAAUGGCCACAAAAACAUGCAAAAUUAGGACAAAAAUAGGCAAAACUACCCCAGAGACUAAAACUUGCCACAAUAAUGAUGCAAGAUUAUAACAAAAUGGGUGAAAUUGCAACAAAUAAUCACAAAAUCCCCACAAAAAUACACAAAGUUUCCAUAAAAAGAGGCGAAACAACCAUAAAAGAUGCAAUAAGUACCACAAAAAGACACAAACGUAGGACAACAAGAGGCAAAACUACCACAGAGACUAAAAGUUGAUGCAAAACAAUGCAAUGUUGCCACAAAAUGGGUGAAAUUACUACAAAUAGUUACAAAAUCACCACAAAAAUACACAAAAUUUCCACAAAAGAGGUAAAAUAUCCAUAAAAAGAUGCAGAAAUUACCACAAAAAGACACAAAAUCAACAAAAAAAAUGAAAUUUUUGUGCAAUAUUACAACAAAAUGGAUGAAAAGACUACAAAUAUUCACAAAAUCACUACAAAAAUACACAAAGUUUGCACAAAAAAUAGGCAAAAUUACCACAAAGACUAUAAAUCGCUGAAGAUAAGAUACAAAUUCACCACAAUAAUGGCCGAAAUGGACAAAAACUGCAACCAGAUCAGUUUUACAUCCAUCCAGGUGUCACAGUCUGAAGACUAAAUCUGUUUUUUUAAUGGGGUAAUUCACCACUAAAAUGAAUGUUUUUUUCUUUUUCCUGACCAUCGGGAGUUUUUUCAGAGCAAUAUGCACUUGAACCAGAUGUACUGGUUGGAUAGAAGCGUCUCUGAAAUGUACCAACAUGUGCAGCGCUGAAUGUAGAACUUUAUGGUGCUCACUGCUAACAAACAGCUUUACCUGGACGUUUAAAAUCAAUUCAGGAUCAGUUUCAUCUGCGUAACUCGUGAUCAUCAACAACAUCUGGAUUCUUUCUGUUUACAGCCAAGGAUGUACAAACUACACAUAAACUGGACUGGAAAUGGUUUAUUAAUAUUAUUAUUGUUGUUGCAUCUCAAAAGAAAAAGAGAAAGAAGCAUGUUGUGUGUUCAUUUUCUGGUGAAACUGCCUUUCAUUCAUUAAAGCACUGACAGGGGCUCAUUUAAAGAGGAGCUCUGCUGAAAACAAACUCUCCAAAAGCAGCUUUUCUGUUGUGUUAUUGGCUCAAUAACUGGUAUUUCUUAAGAAAAGUGAAGAAACUCUGUUAAAAUAGUGUCUGGAAAAUGAUUUCUUCUUCAGAAUAUUUCCUGAUAACAUCAGAAGAAGUCAUUGGAGUGUCUUUUCUGGAGGGGUAAUGUGGAAAUAUUUCAAUUAAUGUUCAUUUUUGAGAGUAAACUCAACCAGAGACUGGAAAUGGCUGCAAAAGUGAUGCAGUAUUGCCACAAAAUGGGUGAAAUUACUGCAAAUAAUCACAAAAAUACACAAAAUUUCUACAAAAAGAUGGAAAAUUGCCACAAAUACACACAAAAUUUCCUCAAAAAGAUGCAAAAUAGCCAUAAAAGAUGCAAAAAUGACCACAAAAAGACACUACAAAUUUUGUGCAAUAUUUUUACAAAUGGGUGAAAUUACGACAAUCACAAAAUCACCACAAAAAUACAUAAAUUUCCACAGAAAGAUGCAAAAUUGCUGCAAAAAGAGGCACAAUAACCACACAAAGAUGCAAAAAGACCACAAAAUCAACAUAAAAACUAAAGAUUUUAUGCAAUAAUGCCACAAAAUGGGUGAAAUUACUACAAAUAGUCACAAAAAUGCCACACACAAAAAAAUUCCCACAAAAAGAUGGAAAAAUGCCACAAAAAUACACAAAAUGUCAACAAAAGAUGCAAAAUUGCCACAAAAUGGGUGAAAUUAAUACAAAUAAUCACAAAAUCACCACAAAAAUACACAAAUUGUACACAAACAGCUGCAAAAUAUCCACAAAACAAAAUUCCCACAAAAAGAUGCAAAAAUGCCACAAAAAUACACAAAAUGUCCACAAAAGAUGCAAAAUUUCCACAAAAAUACACAAAAUAUACACAAAAAGUUGCAAAAUUACCACAAAAACAUGAAAUUUCCACAAAAAUACACAAUCUCCACAAAAAGAUGCAAAAUUGCCACAAAAAUGGGUGAAAUUAAUACAAAUAAUCACAAAAUCACCAUAAAAAUACACAAAUUGUACACAAAAAGCUGCAAAAUAUCCACAAAAAUACAAAAUUCCCUCAAAAAGAGGCAAAAUAACCAUAAAAAGAUGCAAAAAAAUCACCCCAAAAAGACACAAAACCUCCACAAAAGAUGUAAAAUUGCCACAAAAACAGACCGAAUAAAAAAGAUUUCUUCAUAGUAUCGAUCAAUAAUGUCAGAAAAGGUCACUGGAGUGUCUCUUGUGGAGGACAACAUUAAAUGAAUGUUGGUUUUGUAGAGUAAACUGGUGUUUCUGCAGGUCUCUUCUUUCAUUAACAUCACUGUGCCUGGACUUUUAUCAGAUCUCUUACUUGACAAACUGCUGCAGUGUUAAAAUACUGAACGUCUUCUAUGCAAGUCUUGUGUUUCUGCUCGUCCUCGCUGGUCCUCUGGGUGUUUUUCUGAAGAUGCUUUGUCUCAAACGUGUUCAGAUUUUCAUUUUCCCGUCUCGCCUGUUCGUCUCUCCUGUCUGGCUUUCCCUCCGGCUCGGUCUCUUCCAUUCUUCCUCCUCUUUGUCGUUCACGGUUCGGUUCGCCACAAAAGGCCUCCUUCACUGUCAGCAUGAGCACUAGACGUCGACAUUAAGUCAUUUUGGAUUGUACAAUUGUACUUCUGUGUUUUUUUUUCAUUUAUCUAAAAAAAAAAAGGUUCUUCAUCUGUUUUUACUCUGCUGCCUUUUUUUGCAAACACGUUUGUGCCAAUUCUGCAGUUUUCAUGACCUAGUUUUCCUGAAGGAAAAAUAUUUUACGUUGACUUUUGUAAUGUUUCUCCAGAUAUGGCUUCAGUGUAUAUGAGUAGAGUGGUGGCAGUUCAGUAACCCAGUGGCACUGUUUACUACCAUGUUUGGAUCAUUUAAUAAACUACACCUUUGGUGAAA